AGCAAAUAUUAGGUAGUAGACACGGACAGAUAGAGGGAUGGAUAAACAAUCAGAUAGACAGGUAGGUAGAUAGACUGCUAGAUAAAUCGAUAGAUAUGUAUAGACAGAUACAUAUACGAUGAUAGAGCGAGAAAGAGGAAAGAAAAAAAGGAGUGAAUGACAUUAUAAACUGAUCAACAACAAAAAAAGAACAAAAAAGAAAGAACAUAAACAAGAAGUAAAAAAAAAAAUGGAGUUUCCAUGUGCGAUAUUUCUUGGCUGGACUAUGGCAUUGUUAUGGUCACUACGAUUGUCCGUAGAAGCUGGACCCCCCGGUAAACGCCUCCAUCAUCAACUGAUGGUACAUCGAAACUAUAACAGACUGUUACGACCUAUGGGAUCCCAUGCCGGACGCUUGUCGGUGAAACUUGGUAUGAGGCUCUCGCAACUUCUAGACGUGGACGAGAAAAAUCAAAUAAUGACUACAAAUGUAUGGUUGAGACAUGAAUGGUACGAUACACGUUUAGAAUGGAGUCCUGAAGAAUAUGGCGAUGUCAAAAUGAUGCAUAUUCCAUCGAAGGAUUUAUGGAGGCCGGAUAUUGUUUUAUACAAUAAUGCCGAUGGUGAAUUCGUAGUGACCCUAAUGACAAAAGCCACUGUCCACUACGAUGGCCGAAUCGUCUGGGAACCUCCAGCUAUUUAUAAGAGUUACUGUCCUAUAGACGUCGAGUUUUUCCCGUUUGAUAUGCAGCAGUGCUUUAUGAAGUUUGGAUCGUGGACCUACGACGGAAACCAAGUGGACCUUCAGCAUUUUUGCAUGGAAAAGGGCAUUACUACCGCUACUGGAGAAGUGGUUAUCAAACGAGGAAUUGACUUGAAAGACUACUAUCCCAACGUAGAAUGGGACAUUAUCAAUGUAACAGCGAGACGAAAGGAGAAGUUCUAUGGAUGCUGCACAGAACCCUACCCGGAUAUUAUGUUCAACGUUACACUGCGCAGGCGCACGCUCUUUUAUACAUUGAACUUAAUAAUGCCCUGCAUUUCCAUCUCCUGUCUCACUGUUUUAGUUUUCUAUUUGCCUUCAGACAGCGGUGAAAAAAUUACUCUGUCUAUUUCGAUAUUGCUAGCACUUACUGUAUUUUUUCUGUUAUUGUCAGAUAUAAACCCGCCAACCUCACUGGUUGUUCCACUUAUAGGUAAAUACCUAAUGUUUACAAUGAUUGUAGUCGCUAUGUCAAUAUUCAUGACCGUAUUCACGCUGCACAUGAACUACAGAGCUCCAACCACACACAAAAUGAGACCUUGGGUGCGUCGAAUAUUCACGGAAAUUCUUCCCAAAAUUCUACUGUUAAAACGUCCCCAGUCGCGGUGCAAAUCUCAAAUUGCGGUUCGAACGUGCAGCGGAGUAGAAGUCCGUGAAACGUAUACCGUAGCCCGUCACUGGUCUCGUUUCAAGAAUAUGCCAGCCCCGUCGACUGCUAACCGCUUGCGGCGCCUCCGGCACCAUCGGCCUCACACGUUGCAUAUCGACGAUCAAGACAUGGCGACGGCUCAGUCUGCGGCCAGUCGUCAUGCGCACGAGAUACAUGAGGUCAUUGAAGGGGUCAAGUAUAUUGCAAACAGAAUGCAGGAUGAAGAUGAACGUGCUGAGGAAGUAAGAGACUGGAAAUUUGUUGCCAUGGUGUUGGAUCGUUUUUUCCUGUACAUCUUCACCAGCACAUGUCUCGCCGGAACUCUCUGCAUCUUUCUCUACGCACCAUCACUCUACGAUCAUCGCAUACCCAUGGAGGGAAGUAACGAAAUUGGUAACACAACAUGUAUUUAUUGAAGAGUAAAAAUACCAAUCAUAUACGUGUAUAUACACAUAUGU
Messenger RNA from Octopus bimaculoides (California two-spot octopus), 1849 nucleotides. RefSeq names its product acetylcholine receptor subunit alpha-like. Gene Ontology annotation, cellular component: postsynaptic membrane. Gene Ontology annotation, molecular function: transmembrane signaling receptor activity; acetylcholine-gated monoatomic cation-selective channel activity. Gene Ontology annotation, biological process: monoatomic ion transmembrane transport. The record is from RefSeq and is a predicted model, not a curated record. NCBI's taxonomy places the organism in Eukaryota, Metazoa, Mollusca, Cephalopoda, Octopoda, Octopodidae.